This is a messenger RNA of Exophiala xenobiotica, 2986 nucleotides long. RefSeq lists its product as uncharacterized. Gene Ontology annotation, molecular function: zinc ion binding; DNA binding; DNA-binding transcription factor activity, RNA polymerase II-specific. The coding region runs from base 168 to 2669 and encodes 833 amino acids. Gene Ontology annotation, biological process: DNA-templated transcription; regulation of DNA-templated transcription. The transcript is spliced from 3 exons. Lineage: Eukaryota; Fungi; Ascomycota; Eurotiomycetes; Chaetothyriales; Herpotrichiellaceae. The record is from RefSeq and is a predicted model, not a curated record.
CUCACCAUCAAUCACUCGUGCCACUGCACCUACACUCUUGCAUUGCCCAGGGAGGACCAUUUCUCUGUCGACCACCUUCAGCAUGUGCUGAUACUGUGCCUGCGCUCUCCUUCAAGAGCACCCCUAUACCCUUCGCCACCUCCAUUGUGCACCGUCGCCCGUCAAUCAUGGAGGUUCAGCAUCUCUCGUCUCCCGGGCUCCUUGCGGGUGACAACUCCGAGCAACCAAAUUUUGACACGGCCGCCGAUGGCAGGAUUGAGAUGGCACAGGAAGACAUAGACGCGAUCAUAAGGAACAAGAGGAAGGUUAGAGAUCCAAAAGCCUGCUAUGCCUGCCAUCGCCGAAAAGUCAAAUGUGACCGUAACUUGCCCUGCGACUCCUGCAUCAAGCGAGACCAUCCCGAGCUAUGUUCCUACGAACGUCCGACUAAGAAGCGGCGUAUCGCAUUGCCGGGGCCCAUGGGUCAGAAUGAGGGGACACCAUUUGACGGUCAUGAUCCAGCGCUACAGACUGGGCCGAAUGUCACCGUGCCGCGUGAGCAGUGGGAACGCAUGAACAGGGAAUUGCAAAGAUUGCGUACGCAGGUCAAGAGUGAAUCCUUAUCCCCUGGAGGACCGCACACAGAGACCGACGAUCCCAACACUGCGGGCACACACAGUCGUUCCGAUGAAGCAGAAAGAGAGGGAAUACAUGCUCCCAGCAAUCAGAUGGGCACUAUGCAUCUGGGUUCCAGAUCUGUCCUUGCGUACAUGAUGGCUUUGGGAAGAAGUCAGACGACGCAAGACACCGCGAGGUCUCUUCUCGAAGAAAACAUUUUACCAAAACUGGGUCUUGACAAUGAAAGCGCCACCUAUCCUUUCGUCGAUUUAUGGAGUACCGCUUCUAGUAUGCAAGACGUUAGUGGCUUGUGUAAAGCAAUUCCGGACGAUGAGCUGUGCCGAGAAUUUUUUGUCGCUUACAGAGAUGUCGCAGGCACCAUCUAUCCCGUCGUGCCUGAUGCCGCCAGCUUCGAGGAUACACUGACCUUCAUGCUUUCAAAUCGAGCUCGCGCUCUUCGCGACCAUCUCGAACUUGACCCGAACAAGCCGUAUGGGGUUUCUUUGCCUUGGCUUUCACUGGUUUUCGCCGUGUUCGCCUCAGGGUCGCAAUGUGCUGAUAGACCGGCCAAGGAAAGGGAGCUUACCUCACAAGUCUACAUAUGUUGCUCUUAUCAGGCGCUGCGUAUGUCGAAUUUUCUGACUCAUCCUUGUCUGGAGACUAUCGAGGCUUCUCUUAUCAUCGGCAACGUACUGUCAUACAACAUGAAUCCUGGCGUGGCGUACAUAUUCCUGGGGAUGACGUUACGCAUGGCGUUCUCCAUCGGCCUCCAGAUCAAUUCGAACCAUUUCACCGAGGCUGAGAAGUGGACUCGCCGACGCAUCUGGUGGGCACUUGCGUGGCAGGAUUCGCAUUUUGCGGUCAGCUACGACAGGCCGACCUCGAGCGUCUUGUGCAUUCCAGACAUACCAUAUGGUAAAUUCAGCUCGCCAGGAGAUCGAAGCUAUGCUGAGAGCAUGUUUGCCAUCAUCAGACUCACUCAACAAAUCGUCCGUGAGCGCUUACUCCACCCUCGUUCUUACAUGACGUGGGACACGAUUCGAAAACACACCGACGAGAUCGCUAGCAUCGUUGCACAAGCGGCGGCUCACCUACGGGACCGAAAUCAAUGCUACACAAUGACCCAACAUCUCGAACGUCUAGCCUUGAAACUUCAUAGUUCCUACAUCAUCAGUGAAUUAUGUCGACCAGCAUUGAAGGAACCAUCUUUCUCAUCCGUUGAUGGAGGCAUCGUCUCUACGCCCUCUCUGUCUCCAGGCGGACGCCGCAACACUUCACAGGGGCCGUCACAGUCGGGGCUGUCCACUCCGGUCUUGGAUCCCACUUCACGAGCACAGUUUCGGCGUGAAUGUGUCCAAGCUCUAGAAGGAGCUGUUGCUGCGUAUGUGGAGAUACAUAGCUUGAGCAAGUUUGCGGCACGUUCUUGGAUUGGGAUUCAACGCGCAAUUUCAGCAGCAUUCUUAUUGGGUACCCUGCCCGAUACCGGCCAAGAUCCCCAAAGACUGACGCUUCUGCGGGAUCUUGAACGAGUGAUAGGCCAAAGGACCACGGAAGAUCCGACGUUUGAUUUGCAACCUCAGGACGCCCCUGCGACACGGCGCCUUUCCGCUCCUGAACCACCACCAUUGGCCGACUCCCCCCACUGGGUACGCAGUAUGGCCAAAUCGCUCAAUGCGCUUGGAAAGCUGAACGCCGCUUUAAAUGGGCCCAAACCUAGUCCUGCUAAAUAUCCAUAUCCCUCCAACUCCAACGGACAAUCGGGCUCGGGAAACAUCUUACUGAAUAUAGGAAGCAAUUCCAAUUCCUCACAGACUCAAUCCAAGUCCCUCUACCCAGGCAUCACGAAUCUGAAGCAGGAGCCAUAUUCGCCAGCGCUCGCAACCAGCGGCAUUCUUGGCGUGGGCAGUGCUGGCAUGGGUAUGGGCUCCGGAGGCAUGAGCAUGGGUCCGAUUACGCCAGACAGCACAGGCUCCUCGAGCGACUGGAAUUUCAAUAACCUGCACGAACGAGCGGCUGAAUAUGUUCAAGCGCCGCUCUGGGGCGACGGCGGAGCUGGCACUUAUAUGGCUUAGAGAGGGUGUUCUUGUGCCCGGUCAUUCGUUGUUCAUGAUUAAGGCUGUAUCGAACAGUCUUCAACAUGACUUGAGGUGCAUUUGUAGGCUAUAUGACCCCGAUUGACGACACCGAGUGAGCCGAGAAGCUAGCACAACCCCGCAUGAAUAUGACUAGCAUGAUGAAAUGUAUGAUUGAUGCAGACUGCAAGGCCUCCAGCAAACUGCGAGGGCGUGAUGGGACCACUUGGGUUGAUGAAGAGGUCCGCUCGCUGUGUCACGCUUCAUCAGAUAUGCAGUUCCCAUUCCAAGUAUUUGGACAAACCCCCGAUGUCUUG